This is a messenger RNA of Pygocentrus nattereri (red-bellied piranha), 2682 nucleotides long. RefSeq names its product G protein-coupled receptor 45 (gene gpr45). Gene Ontology annotation, molecular function: G protein-coupled receptor activity. The transcript has 2 exons. Bases 1111 to 2256 code for a protein of 381 amino acids. Gene Ontology annotation, biological process: G protein-coupled receptor signaling pathway. The record is from RefSeq and is a predicted model, not a curated record. Lineage: Eukaryota; Metazoa; Chordata; Actinopteri; Characiformes; Serrasalmidae. Gene Ontology annotation, cellular component: membrane.
AUACUGCAGGCCAGUUUUGCAGGACUGUGAGAGUGUUCUCUGAUAGUAAUCCCACAGCCAAUCAGAUUACACUGUUUGACAGUUCCAGAUUGAACCAUGUUAUAACAUAAGCUCUUAUUGAAUUAUUGAAUUGGUUGGCACUGGCUGCCCUUCUCAGCUUCUUUAGAGAUUUCUUAUCUUUCACCAGUUUUUUUGUAUUUUCUAUCAGUUGCUAAUUUGAUUAGUGAAAGCGAUUCUAAACAUUAACAAUAGUUGAGAAAGAAUAACAUAUUUAAAAAAGAAAUAAAUUGAUCUUUCCUGACCAUCUAUAAAAGAAACUCUGAUUUAAUUAAUUGUUUAGGUAAGCAUGCAAGUAAAUUAACUCCCAGCACUCUAAUGAAUGAGUAUUAUAAGUGGAAAUUCAGCACUGAAAUGAUCAUUUACAAAAUAGGUCACUGUUACCCUGCAAGGGAGACAUGAGGAUUCUCGCUCUAGCAGAAGGGAUUGUCUUGUUGCUAUGGAAUUGAUGGCCUGGUUGCUAAGGCAGCUGUGUAUGGAGAAUUCUGCUACACAAGGUCUUCAGAAGAGAGUAAACAGGCAUAUUAAACAGACAUUUUGCCCUUGACAAAUAUUAAAUAAUUAAGCCUAAAACCUUUUUCAGCUUACUAAAUUCUGCUGAAUUUAGAGUGACAUAGAUGAUAUAAUUGGUAAUUGGUAUAAAUCUACAAUAAUAGUAGAUUUAUACUUACGGACCGAAAAAACAAGCAGACAUAUUGACCUUGCAGAAGAUAUCUGAUUUCAUAUUCUAUUAACCAUGGAAAAGAUCAGCUUCUGUAUACAAUAGGAAACAAGCAUGUUAAUGUCUUACAUAUCUAUGUGUUGCAGGUUCUUGGAUAACGCACCUUGACAUAUUUGUUCACCCCUGUCAGAGAGACGGUCUUCAAUGAAUUGUUGAAUUUAUCCUCUGUACUAAACACUCGACCCUGUCCUCAACCUAGAACAGCCUGCUGCAGUAACCAUGGCAACUGCAGCAUCCACUGGCUGUAGAAUUUGACCAAGACAAGGAGUUCUGAGAGGACCAUGCUGAAGGAGUAGAGCUGAUCCUUCAGGCAUGGACUAAUACUGCUUUCAAUGGACAUUGCUACCAUGUCGUUGUGUAAUGCAAGCUCUCUGGAAGGAUGUGACCUGUUGGAGCCAAUGGAGGCUGAGCUGCAGGACGUCGAGACGUCUCUCAUGCCUGCCAUGCUCAGGGUGGCACUGGCCGCUAUUAUGAUCUUCAUGAUCACCAUUGGUUUCCUGGGUAAUGCCAUUGUGUGCCUGAUUGUAUAUCAGAAACCAGCGAUGCGAUCAGCUAUCAACCUUCUUCUGGCCACACUGGCCUUCUCAGACAUAAUGCUCUCACUGCUGUGUAUGCCUUUCACUGCUGUAACUUUGGCAACCACAGACUGGAGUUUUGGAGCAGGAUUCUGCAGAGCAUCGGUCAUGCUUUACUGGCUCUUUGUCCUGGAGGGCGUGUCCAUUCUGCUCAUCAUCAGCGUUGAUCGCUUUUUGAUCAUUGUGCAGAGGCAGGAUAAGCUGACGCCCCAUCGGGCCAAAAUUCUGAUCGCAGCAUCAUGGGCGCUGUCCUUCUGCGUGUCCCUCCCAUCUGUGGUGGGCUGGAGGACAGCUGGGAUGGCAGAACGGGCACCCCAGUGCAUCCUGGGAUACAGUGACUCACUGGCUGACAGGGGCUACACUGUGCUGUUAGCAGUGGCUGUUUUCUUUGUGCCAUUUAGUGUCAUGUUAUAUUCUUACCUGUGUAUUCUGAACACAGUGCGGAGAAAUGCUCUGCGCAUCCACAACCAUGCCACUGAAGGCAGCGUUGGAAUCAACCACGUCAGUAAGCUGGGUCUUACAGGUCUACAGCGCCCCCCACAGGUCAAUGUAGACAUGAGCUUUAAGACCAGGGCCUUCACCACUAUCCUCAUCCUCUUCAUUGGCUUCUCAGUGUGCUGGCUGCCUCACACGGUAGUGAGCCUGCUGGCAGUCUUCAGCCGACAGUUCUACUUCAGCCCAGCAUUUUAUCCAGUCAGUGUAGGUGCUCUGUGGCUCAGCUACCUGAAAGCCGUCUUCAAUCCUGUCAUCUAUUGCUGGAGGAUCCGCAAGUUUCGAGAAGCCUGUUUGGACUUUAUGCCUAAGACCUGCAGGUUCUUCCCCAAGGUUCCUGGCCGAAGUCGCAGACGCAUAAGACCCAGCAAUAUUUAUGUUUGUAGCAGUGAGACCCAGUCUUCAGUUUAGGAUUUGGACUAAAAGUUCAGAGUACAUCAAUGGACAUACUUUGUGUACUUUAUUCAUCAUUUUAACAUUGCUGCCAAACAUCCUAUGCUAUGUAUUUCAAAUGGUCUGUGAAUUUGAAAUACAGGCUAAAAAACAUGCAUGUUGAGCUCUAACUGUUGGCAAAUAAAACCAUCUGUCGUGUUUCAGACAUACAAAGAAAAAUGAUGUACGCAACAACUCAUCCGCACGAUAUUUGGUCAUCAGUGUUUAUCAAAGCAAUACAAGCAUAUGUUCCUAAUCUAGGUCUUCAUCUCUUAUCUGUUAAAUAAAUUGUUUAAAACCAUCGGAAUGGGCAAAUGGCUGCCUGUUAACUGCUGUGUAAGAAUAAACUGUUUUAUGUGAAGUCAAAGAAUGAAAUAAAUGAAAAGUGUCUAUUUUUUAUUUAUU